GAAAAUCCAACUGCGCCACGGGGCGGAGCGGCCCCCCCAGCCCCGGCCUGGGAGGGGGGGCCGCUCGACCCCCUGGGAGACCUUGGGGAGUCUGAACACCUGGGACACCCUAGAAUCAGGUUCCCCCAGGCACCAUGCCAGCCCCGUAGUACCACCCACCUCACCCACUGUGGUCUGCUGCACCCCACUGUUGGGGCACUGAUUCCAAUGAGACAGGACACACAGAACUCCAUCCGGCUGUUACUGAGGCGGAGACGCGGGUGAUGAUUGGCUUACUGGGCAGAGAGGAAGUCCUGUGAUUGGCUGGAUUCCUGGAGCUCGCCGACGCUGUGAGAGGACGCUCCCACGGAGGCCGGAGGCCGGAGUUAGCUGUGAAAGGCCCUGGACGACCAUCUGGGGGCAGUGGGCUCUUCUGUCAGAGCGGCUGGAGUUGGGACCAUUGCCCCUGAGAGCUGGGGUAGGGGGCCGUGCCCGAUCUCCAGGGCUCCUGGGGCCACUGCUGACCUGGCUGGAUGCAUCGGGCAGUGGACCCUCCAGGGGCCCGCGCUGCACGGGAAGCCUUUGCCCUUGGGGGCUUGAGCUGUGCUGGGGCCUGGAGCUCCUGCCCGCCCCAUCCCCCUCCUCGUAGCGCAUGGCUGCCUGGAGGCAGGUGCUCUGCCAGCAUUGGGCAGCCCCCACUCUCUGCUCCCCUGUCCUCUUCACAUGGCAGUAGCUCUGGGCACCCCAACAAACCAUAUUAUGUUCCAGGGACACCCACCCCAAGACCCCUCCAUGGAAAGCUGGAAUCUCUGCAUGGCUGUGUGCAGGCAUUGCUCCGGGAGCCAGCCCAGCCAGGGCUGUGGGAGCAGCUUGGGCAGCUGUACGAGUCAGAGCAUGACAGUGAGGAGGCCAUACGCUGCUACCACAGCGCCCUUCGAUAUGGAGGAAGCUUGGCUGAGCUGGGGCCCCACAUCAGUCGACUACAGCAGGCCCAGCUCUGGAACUUUCAUGCUGGUUCCUGCCAGCACCGAGCCAAGGUCCUGCCCCCACUGGAGCAAGUAUGGAACUUGCUGCACCUUGAGCACAAGCGGAACUACGGGGCCAAGCGGGGGGGUCCCCCAGUGAAGCGCGCCGCUGAAUCCCUAGUGGUGCAGCCCGUGCCUCCUGUGGUACUGUCAGGGCCCUCGGGGGAGGAGGGCCUCAGCCCUGGAGGCAAGCGCAGGAGAGGCUGCAACUCUGAGCAGACUGGCCUUCCCCCAGGGCUGCCACUGCCACCACCACCAUUACCACCACCGCCACCACCGCCACCACCACCACCGCCGCCACCACCACCCCUACCCCUGCCUGGCCUAGCCACCAGCCCUCCAUUUCAGCUGACCAAGCCAGGGCUGUGGAGUGCCAUGCAUGGAGAUGCCUGGGGCUCCGAGCGCAAGGGUUCAGCACCCCCAGAGCGCCAGGAGCAGCGGCACUCGCUGCCUCACCCAUAUCCAUACCCAGCUCCAGCCUACACUGCGCAACCCCCUGGCCACCGGCUGGUCCCGGCUGCACCCCUAGGCCCAGGCCCCCGCCCCCCAGGAGCAGAGAGCCAUGGCUGCCCUCCUGCCACCCGUCCCCCCGGAAGUGACCUUAGAGAGAGCAGAGUUCAGAGGUCGCGGAUGGACUCCAGCGUUUCACCAGCAGCAACCACCGCCUGUGUGCCUUACGCCCCUUCCCGGCCCCCCUGCCUCCCUGGCACCACCAGCAGCAGCAGUAGCAGCAGCAGCAGCAGCAACACUGGUCUCCGGGGCAUGGAGCCGAGCCCAGGCAUUCCCAGCGCUGACCAUUACCAAACUCCCGCACUGGAGGUCGCCUCUCACCAAGGCCGCCUGGGGCCCUCGACACAUAGCAGUCGGAAACCUUUCCUGGCAGCUCCCGCUGCCGCUCCCCAUCUGUCCCUGCCACCUGGACCCCCCUCACCUCCCCCACCCCCCUGUCCUCGCCUUUUACGCCCCCCACAUCCCCCUGCUUGGCUGAAGGGCCCAGCCUGCCGGUCAGCCCGUGAAGAUGGAGAGAUCUUAGAGGAUCUCUUCUUUGGGGCUGAGGGACGCCCUCGCCCUCCUCCACCACCCCUCCCGCACCGUGAGGGCUUCUUGGGGCCUCUGGCCCCCCGUUUUUCUGUGGGCACUCAGGAUUCGCACACCCCUCCUACCCCCUCAACCACCAGCAGCAGCAGCAGCAGCAGCAGCAGCAGCAGCAGCAGCAGCAAUGGCAGCCACAGCAACAGCCCUACUGGGCCUGUCUCCUACCCCCCACCUCCUUAUUUGGCCAGAACUAUGGACCCCCUUUCCCGGCCCCCCAGUCCCACACUGAGCCCCCAGGAGCCACCUCUUGCACCCCUAACUCUUGCCCUGCCUCCAGCCCCUCCCUCCUCCUGCCACCAAAAUACCUCAGGAAGCUUCAGGCGCUCGGAGAGCCCUCGGCCCAGGGUCUCCUUCCCAAAGACCCCCGAGGUGGGGCCAGGGCCAUCCCCAGGCCCCCUGAAUAAAGCCCCCCAGCCCGUGCCGCCGACAGUUGGGGAACUGCCUGCCCGAGGCACGCGACUCUUUGAUUUUCCCCCUCCCCCACUGGACCAGUUUGAAGAGCCCGCUGAAUUCAAGAUCCUACCUGAUGGGCUGGCCAACAUCAUGAAGAUGCUGGAUGAAUCCAUUCGCAAGGAGGAGGAGCAGCAACAACAGGAGACAGGCGUAGCCCCCCCGCCCCCCUUGAAGGAGCCCUUUGCAUCUCUGCAGCCUCCAUUCCCCACUGACACAGCCCCCACCACCACUGCUGCCGCCACGGCCGCCACUACCGCCGCCGCCACCACCACCACUGCCACCCAAGAACAGGAGAAGAAGCCACCGCCAGCCCUACCACCACCGCCUCCACUAGCCAAGUUCCCUCCACCCCCCCAGCCACAGCCGCCGCCGCCCGCACUACCCCCAGCAGCUAGCCCAGCCAGCCUGCUCAAAUCCUUGGCCUCUGUGCUAGAGGGACAAAAGUACUGUUACAGGGGGUCUGGAGCAGCUGUUUCUACCCGUCCUGGGCCCUUGCCCACCACUCAGUAUUCCCCCAGUCCCCCAUCAGGUGCUACCGCCCCGCCCCCCACCUCAGUGGCCCCUAGCGCCCAGGGCUCCCCACAGCCCUCUGCUUCCUCGUCAUCUCAGUUCUCUACCUCAGGCGGGCCCUGGGUCCGGGAGCACAGGGCAGGUGAAGAGCCAGCCCUGGGCACUGUGACCCCUGCCCCGCCGCCCCCACCCCUGCCUCUGCCCCCUGCUCGUUCUGAGUCUGAGGUGCUAGAAGAGAUCAGUCGGGCUUGCGAGACCCUAGUGGAACGGGUGGGCUGGAGUGCCACAGACCCAGCAGGCCCAGUGGACACGGCAGACCCUGUGGACACGGCAGACCCAGUGGACAGUGGGACUGAGCGACUGCCGCCUCCUGCCCAAGCCAAGGAAGAGAGUGUUGGGGUGGUGGCGGCAGCAGGCGGCAGCAGGCGGCAGCAGAAGGAGCACCAGAAGGAGCAUCGGAGGCACAGGCGGGCUUGUAAGGACAUUGUGGGUCGGCGGCCCCGUGAGGGCAGGGCAAAGGCCAAGGCCAAGGCCCCCAAAGAGAAGAGCCGCCGGGUGCUUGGGAACCUGGACCUGCAGAGCGAGGAGAUCCAGGGUCGUGAGAAGGCCCGACCUGAUGUUGGUGGGGCCUCUAAGGCCAAGCCACCCCCAGCUUCUGCUCCUCCACCAGCUCCUGUACCCUCUGCCCAGCCCACAUCUGCAUCGGCUCCUAUACCUGGGAAGAAGUCUCGGGAGGAAGCUCCAGGGCCACCAGGUGUCAGCCGGGCUGACAUGCUGAAACUGCGAUCACUCAGUGAAGGGCCACCUAAGGAGCUGAAGAUCCGGUUGAUCAAGGUAGAAAGUGGUGACAAGGAGACCUUUAUCGCCUCUGAGGUGGAAGAGCGGAGGCUGCGCAUGGCAGACCUCACCAUCAGCCACUGCGCUGCUGAUGUCGUGCGCGCCAGCAAGAACGCCAAGGUGAAAGGGAAAUUUAGAGAGUCCUACCUUUCCCCUGCUCAGUCUGUGAAACCGAAGAUCAACACUGAGGAGAAGCUGCCCCGGGAAAAACUCAACCCACCCACACCCAGCAUCUAUCCCUGUCUCCUGGUCGCCCCUCAGCUGGAGAGCAAACGGGAUGCCUUUUCACCAGUGUUGCUGCAGUUCUGUACAGACCCUCGAAACCCCAUCACCGUGAUCCGGGGCCUGGCGGGUUCCCUGCGGCUCAACUUGGGCCUUUUCUCCACCAAGACCCUGGUGGAGGCGAGUGGCGAGCACACGGUGGAGGUGCGAACCCAGGUGCAGCAGCCCUCAGAUGAGAACUGGGAUCUGACGGGCACUCGACAGAUCUGGCCCUGUGAGAGUUCCCGUUCCCACACCACCAUUGCCAAGUAUGCGCAGUACCAGGCCUCAUCCUUCCAGGAGUCUCUGCAGGAGGAGAAGGAGAGUGAAGAUGAGGAGUCCGAGGAGCCAGACAGCACCACAGGAACCCCUCCUAGCAGCGCACCAGAUCCGAAGAACCAUCACAUUAUCAAAUUUGGCACCAACAUCGACCUGUCUGAUGCCAAGCGGUGGAAGCCACAACUGCAGGAGCUGCUGAAGCUGCCUGCAUUCAUGCGGGUAACAUCCACCGGUAACAUGCUAAGCCACGUGGGCCACACGAUCCUGGGCAUGAACACAGUGCAGCUGUACAUGAAGGUCCCUGGCAGCCGAACGCCAGGCCACCAAGAGAACAACAACUUCUGCUCCGUCAACAUCAACAUUGGACCAGGCGACUGCGAGUGGUUCGCGGUGCACGAGCACUACUGGGAAACAAUCAGUGCUUUCUGCGACCGGCACGGUGUGGACUACCUGACAGGUUCCUGGUGGCCAAUCCUGGAUGACCUCUAUGCUUCCAAUAUCCCUGUGUACCGCUUCGUGCAGCGCCCUGGAGACCUCGUGUGGAUUAACGCAGGGACCGUGCACUGGGUGCAGGCCACCGGCUGGUGCAACAACAUUGCUUGGAACGUUGGGCCCCUCACCGCCUAUCAGUACCAGCUGGCCCUGGAACGAUACGAGUGGAACGAGGUGAAGAAUGUCAAAUCCAUUGUGCCCAUGAUUCACGUGUCCUGGAACGUGGCUCGUACCGUCAAAAUCAGCGACCCUGACUUGUUCAAGAUGAUCAAGUUCUGCCUCCUGCAGUCCAUGAAGCACUGCCAGGUGCAACGGGAGAGCCUGGUGCGGGCAGGAAAGAAAAUCGCGUACCAGGGCCGGGUCAAGGAUGAGCCUGCCUACUACUGCAACGAGUGCGACGUGGAGGUGUUCAACAUCCUGUUCGUGACGAGUGAGAACGGCAGCCGCAACACUUACCUAGUGCACUGCGAGGCCUGUGCCCGGCGCCGCAGCGCGGGCCUCCAGGGCGUGGUGGUGCUGGAGCAGUACCGCACCGAGGAGCUGGCGCAGACCUACGACGCCUUUACGCUGGCCCCCGCCAGCACGUCUCGAUGAGGCCGGAUGCCCCGCCCGCCUGCCCGCUGCAGGGCGCCGCGGGGCCACCAGCACACGCCUGGGCUGGACCUAGGUCCCGCCUCUGGCCGGGAAGGGGGUCGGGCCCAGCCCUUCCACCCCAUUGGCAGCUCCCCUUCACUUAAUUUAUUAAGAAAAAAAAUUUUUUUUUUAACAAAUAUGAGGAAAAAAGGAAAAAAAAAAAAGGGAGACGGGGGAGGGGGCUGGCAGCCCCUCGCCCACCAGCGCCUCCCCUCACCGACUUUGGCCUUUCUAGCAACAGACACAAGGACCAGGCUCCGGCGGCGGCGGGGGUCACAUACGGGUUCCCUCACGCCUGCCAGCCGCCUGCCCGGCGCAGAUGCGCGCGGCUCGUGUAUGUACAUAGAUGUUACGGCAGCCGAGGUUUUUUAAUGAGAUUCUUUCUAUGGGCUUUACCCCUCCCCCAGAACCUCUUUUUAUUUCCAAUGCUAGCUGUGAUCCCUGUACAUGUCUCUGUUUAUUCACUUGGUUAUGAUUUGUAUUUUCUGUUUUUUUGUUUGUUUUUGUUUUUAAUUUAUAACAGUCCCACUUACCUAUUUAUUCAUUUUUGGGAAAACCCGACACCCCCGCACCCCCCAAGCCAUCCUGCCCGUCCUUCCAGGGGCCGCCCGCCCGCCGCCGCUGGGCUUUCCCUCCGCCCCAGUGUGGCCCAACCGUCUCCACCCACCCGCCGCUCCAGCCGGGUUCUCAUGGUGCUCAAACCCGCUCCCCUCCCCUACGUCCUGCACUUUCUUGGACAAGUCCCCCCA
Molecule: messenger RNA, 6313 nt
Organism: Pteronotus mesoamericanus
Lineage: Eukaryota; Metazoa; Chordata; Mammalia; Chiroptera; Mormoopidae
Gene: KDM6B
Product: lysine demethylase 6B
Exons: 24
Coding region: 513-5525 (1670 amino acids)
Biological process (GO): heart development; regulation of gene expression
Cellular component (GO): MLL3/4 complex
Molecular function (GO): RNA polymerase II cis-regulatory region sequence-specific DNA binding; protein binding; chromatin DNA binding
Source: RefSeq, a predicted model, not a curated record